UUUUACCCCGCAACUUCCCCAAAUUUGAACUGUAUUCAUCUCCCGCUUUUGCCCUAAUUUGACACCACUCUCAGGCGCAAACUUCUCGGCAUUCUCUUCUCCGGCGAAAUCGAGUUGCAUCAUUUGAUUGAGAGCUAUAAUCAUGGCAAAAAAUCUCAUUCAGAGGCCGCUAAUCUUUCAAGAUGAAAACUCGGACAUAUACCUCAAAAAGGGUGUGAUAUCAGGCAAAUCAAAGAGCGGUAAACCAGAAGCUAUUAAGAAAGGUAUUAUAGGGCUUAAAAGUCGUAAUGCCCUCAAUGACAUCACAAACAAGUCAACUGCCCCUCCUGAAGAAGCAACAAAGAAAAAGAAUUCACAGAAGGAGCUUAAAGUUCCAAGUGAGGUUAACAUUGCAGAGGAGACAUUUCUUCAUGAUCACAAAAAAUGCAUUGAGGCACAAAGAUCAGUGAUGACACCAAAACAUUUCUUGGAAUUAGUUCUGCCUGGAUGUGAUUCAGCUACUCCUAUUGAAAUACCAAAAAUGGAUAUGGGAAUGAGUGAUCAAGGAAUGGAUAGCCCACGCUGUUACCCUGUGCCAGAAGAAUUGCCUAUGUCGUUCUCUUGGUUGAGAUCCUCAUGGAAGUCUCCUCCAUCUUCUCCAAAGAAGAGGGAUUCACCACCCUCUCCUUUUCGAUGGGAGUUUGAGUCGGUUGAAUUUACAUUGAAGGAAGAAAAUGAUUGCUGAAAGUGUAAGCACUAUUUGGUUAAUGACAUGCACAUGUAUCAGUGACUCAACAGCUUUGGAUUUGAUUGACUCCUCUAGUUUUUCACUAACACUGGGUGACUUGUCUUUCUACUUCUAAGAAAUUAGUUUGUGCUAAUGCAAGGAAACUGGUUAAUUUUGGCGGUUGUAAGUUUGUGAAUUGUGACACCUUGUAACUUGAAUCGACGUUUAAUUGAUAUGUAUAUUUAUGAUGGUUUGCUAAUGGAGUUGAUUAUUUGGGUGCA
Messenger RNA from Nicotiana tabacum (common tobacco), 987 nucleotides. RefSeq names its product protein PATRONUS 2. The record is from RefSeq and is a predicted model, not a curated record. Gene Ontology annotation, biological process: regulation of mitotic cell cycle. NCBI's taxonomy places the organism in Eukaryota, Viridiplantae, Streptophyta, Magnoliopsida, Solanales, Solanaceae.